Dentiscutata erythropus is the source of this 1332-nucleotide messenger RNA. NCBI's taxonomy places the organism in Eukaryota, Fungi, Glomeromycota, Glomeromycetes, Diversisporales, Gigasporaceae. The record is from the annotation of a GenBank genome assembly.
AUGCCACCUAAAUCUCAUCCAAGCUAUGAUGAACAGUAUCCGUUACCUCCAGACUUUUUCAGAUUAAUUACAAAAUUAAAAAAAUCAUGUGUUGGUAAAAUUAUAUCAAUCACGUUUAAUGAAAACGGAAGUGUUCUAGUUGUUAGAAAUGUCGAAAGUCUCGUUCGAAAUGGAAGACCCUCAAGAAGUCGUUUUGGAUCCUACAAUAUAGAAAGUAAAUACGACGAAUAUGAAAUCGAGAAUUUCGAUUUUUUUAACAUGGUGCCGUCAAAUGAAUUUUUCGAUGAUUUACAAUUAGAAACGUUAAAAGAAAAGCUUCAGAAAGCUGAAACUGCACUUGAGGGAAAGGAAAAACAAAUCGAGAUUAAUCGGUUGAAGGGAAAGGGAACAACCAAUUCUUUAAGCAAGGAUUUACUAAAGAAAAUUUUUGAAGAGAUCGAAGCUGAUAAAAUUGAUGAAACCGAAGCUGAUAAAGAUGAACAAAUUUGGAGGAAAAUAAAUUCCAAACUAGAAACGAUUUUUGGUUAUCAACAAACCCUAAAUAAUCCCACCGAUGAAACUCAAAAAAAAAAAUAUUUAUCCUGGAUAUUUGCUUUGCAAUUCUGGGAAAAAUCAAAUAAAUUCCCCAUAACUCACUGGGUAGAACGGGCCAAGACUACAUUUGAUAAUUUCUCCAAUGAAGUGAUUAGUGAUUCUACAGUUUCAGUUUCAAAAAAAAAAUCAUUAUCUAAGAAAAGGGCAUUAUCUGAUGAGAAUCUAUCAAAUAAAAAAUUCAAAUAUGAUAAGGAUCUCGACUCUGUAGCAAAAAUUCUUCGUUCUCAAAUGUCAAAAAAUAAAGAAAAUUACGAAGAAACUAAUCAAGCAAUAAUUUCGAUGGAAAUAGAUUGCGUAGAGAUUGAAUUCGGUGAUAGCAAAGAAUCUAUUGAAUCUGGUUUAGCACAAUAUUUUAAAAGAACCUCGUGUAUAGAUAAAAUGGAAUGCAACUUAGACUAUUUAAAAUGGAAUCACUUCUUGAACUUAAUUCCAGCCUACGAUGCCUUAAUCAAAUUUGUAGAUAAUGAUCCUCCAACAGGUCAAAAAACCCGUUCAAUUAGAGAUAAGAAGGAUAAUUUCAUUCCACUAGGCAGGGCAGCCUGUGAUAAAAGUAAACGCAGAUGGAUUUCUUAUCAAAUAAGUACCUUGCUGCUUAUUAAUACCAGAGAUGAAAGGAAAUUGUGGGUCGCCAUCAAGUUCGUUAAAAAGUUACUGACAAAAGGUUUAUUUAGAUUAGAUUUGCUCAUAAAAAAUAAGAUUCGACCUGAUUUUUUCAAGAAAAUGACUAAAGAAGAUUGA